Messenger RNA from Symbiodinium sp. CCMP2456, 2244 nucleotides. The record is from the annotation of a GenBank genome assembly. Lineage: Eukaryota; Dinophyceae; Suessiales; Symbiodiniaceae.
AUGGACCAUGUGGAGGAUGCGUCAGACGCAUGCCUCUUUCUUCGCUUAGGCGGCCGUCCGAACCUGGAGAGGAUCGUUUAUGAGCUUUACGACUUGAUGCGGUUUGACAGCCUUCUUGGACCACAGUUUGAGAGGUUUGCCAGGACGGACGCCACUUUCAUGCGCCUGAAGAUUCGCACGGUGGACUUUCUCGAAUGGCUCUUAGGAGGCCCUUAUGUCUACGACGGCCCAGACUUGUUUGUAGCCCAUGCUUCGAUGCAUAUUGACAAUCUCUCCUACACUCAGAUGAUGAAGCUCUACCAGCAAGUCCUAGUCGGAAUCGACGACAUCGAUGAGCUCAGCAAGCAAGAGCUCUUGCAGGUCCUUGAGGCACAGCGCGGACCGGUGGUAGAUCCUUACAAAGAGUUCGAAAGAGAGCAUGAGGAGCGCUGGCAGAGGCUGAAGGGGGAGCGGGAGAUCCGCGAGAAGAAGUUUGGGAAGAAGAAGUUCAAGUCCUUUGAGACCCGGAUCUUGGAGCAGGAGCGCGCCAAGGGAAACCCACCCGCCCAGGACUUCCUGGAAGUUAUGGCGCGUACGGCUGGAGUGUCAGACGUGUCGCUGCACCGUCCCGCAUCCGUGCGCCAGGUGGCGUCCCCGCCUGUGGCAUCAGUUGAGGUCCCAAGACGGACCAAGCACAAGAAGAAGACGAGCCCACAUAGCGCCGAGACCUGUGCAACGGUGGAUUUCACCCCGUGCGCAGACGGGGUCAAGCAGCUGUCACAUCGCUUCUCCGAGCUCCUUCCACGCCUGGGAGCGCUUCCCGCGCGACGACUGCUGCAGUUGACUGUUCAGCCGCCGCCUGGCGACCGUUUGGAAGAUGCAGUGUGCACUCUCGUGGAGCUCGGUGCUUUGACCUCGAGACGGGAUGAGCAGGCACGGAUCACAAUCCUUGGCCGCAUGGCCAUCGUGCUGCCUCUGGACCUGCGUCUUUGCCGUCUGGUCCUUUUCGGUGCACUGUUCGGCUGUGCAGCGGACGCAGUCGUGAUGGCGGCCGCCCUCAGUGGACAGGACCCUUUCUCCUCGCCCAUGCACAUGGUCAUUAAGGACCACCUGAAGUAUGCUCGCGCACUCGCGAAAUCCUUCGAGUCGCGGUGGCACUUCGAUGGGGGUGCCCUUAGCGAGCCCAUCAUGCUCCGGAACUUGUUCAAGGCAUGGCUGAAAGGCCUUUCGCAGGAAGGUGAGGGCACGCUCGGCUCCCGUCUUCGAGUGCAGCUGGGUGCCAGUCAGCGCAGCAUGCUCCUGAAGCACUCGCAAGAGUUUGCCAAGGACCACGCCGUCAUGCCGAAAAGGCUAACUCAUCUGGCGCUCACCGUGGUCGAGAUAGCUCAGAGGACGCUGGAGUUUCUCGCCCCGAACACACCGGAGCCAACGGACGGGCAUCUGCCAAGCCCUUCGCGUCGGCGCUUGGAAGCCCUUCUCGCUGCCCUCGGAGUGCAGCCCCCUCUUCUGGUGAAAGAUGCCAACGCUGCCGCAGAGCCGCAGGCCUCCGCAGCAAACAGUGGAAUUUUUGUUCUGGGCAUGGGCAACAACCCAGAGACAACCCCAGAGCGCCGAAGGGUCCAAGAGUUGCAGAAGCCCUUGCGCCGGCUGGCCGCGGGAAACUUUGAGGUGGUGGUGAAGUCAGCCUUAACCGGCGAAGUCUUGUCCGUGGAAGCCGUGGACUGCAUUACCACCGCCCUCGAGCUUAGCCUGGUGAUCCAGGCUCAACACCGCUUGGCUUGCCGACCGACGCUCCUGCUGGACGAUGAGGUCAUGAAUCCUCUCCAUCGGCUGGAGCAGGUUGGAGUUCAAUCCGGCAGCCAGCUUUCAGCCGUGAUCACAGAGCCUGCGGCAUUCUGCGUCGCAGGUCUGCCGGAGGUUGGGCUAGGAGAGCACAAAGCCCUGUGCAAGGACUUGAACCACUUGCUGCGCUACUACAUCCACACCACUCCUCCUGUUGCCCCAUACCUUCCAUGCCUGCCGAGUGGUCGUACACAAAGCUUCAUCAUUGUGACCUUGAGUGACUCCAACGAGGUUCAGCAUGUGGUUCGGAAUCUCCACGGCAAAGUGGCAACCCUGAGCGGGACCACUAAUGCUCUCAUGGCCUUUGAACUUGGAGAAACAGAGAGGCUUUUGCAGGAAGGUGUUCAUGAAGCUGCGAUUCUCCGGGCCAUCACAGAAGAAGCUCAGGUCUGGAGACAGGCCGCACAGAGUAGGCCGUGCUGA